AUGACCCGGAAAAUGUGGGGCUUAAUUCCUGUGUUGGACUGCUCUCAGCUGCUGAAGCUGUGCUCUUCGCAGUGCAAACCCUCCAUCUGCCACAUCAGGACCCCCGACCCCCGGGCCGACCCUCCUCAGAGCAUCAUGACGGACCAGGCUUAUGUAACAUUGGCCACCACCGACAGCUACGCCAAAGGAGCGAUGGUUCUCGGCCAGUCGUUACGAGACCACAACACAACCAAGAAACUCGUCGCCCUUGUAGGACCUCAUGUUGCAGACCCUUGCAGAGAUGCACUGCGCUCCAUUUUCGAUGAGGUGUGUGUCGUCAAUGUCCUGGACUCCGGUGAUACGGCUCAUCUGUCCAUGAUGAAACGUCCUGAUCUGGGAGUAACCUUCACAAAGCUGCACUGCUGGACGCUCACACAAUACAGCAAGUGUGUGUUCAUGGACGCAGACACACUGGUACUGUCAAAUAUAGAUGAGCUCUUUGAGAGGGAGGAGUUAUCUGCAGCGCCGGAUCCUGGUUGGCCAGACUGUUUCAACUCCGGGGUGUUUGUUUUCAUACCGUCCAAUGAAACGCACGAGAAGCUGCUCACGUUCUGCGCUGAAAACGGCAGCUUCGAUGGUGGAGAUCAGGGGGUUCUCAACAGUUUCUUUAACACUUGGGCGACGGCAGACAUAUCUAAACACCUCCCCUUCAUCUACAACCUCAGCAGUAUCGCCAUCUAUUCCUAUCUGCCAGCUUUCAAACAGUACGGCCAUGAAGCCAAAGUGGUGCACUUCCUUGGCAAGGCGAAGCCAUGGAGCUACUCCUACGAUUCUCAGAGGGGCGAGGUCAAAGGUCACUCCGUGUCCCCUGACCAGUGCCAUCUGCACCCGGACUACCUGCUCAUGUGGUGGCAGUUGUACAGCAAAUCUGUGAUGCCUCUGCUGCAGCGGGCCUACGGGGACACUCCCUUCCACAGCGGCUUUGUGGAGGCAAACGAGGAUGUUAAGCUUCAUGAGGAUAUGAGAGAGCAUUCGGCUCCCCCUGCUCCUGCUCCUCGUCCUCAGAUUUCAUCAGAGGAGAGGAAGAAGCGCUGGGAAGCGGGCCAGAUCGACUACCUUGGUGACGACUCCUUCGUCAACAUCGAGCGCAAACUUAAUUCCUUCUUAAAGUAGCAGGUGGGCAGGUGAGGGAGUGCGACAGACAGAGAGAGCACCAGUUGAAGCUCUGUGUGGGCGGGGAAUAAACCACUGCUCAGCCAAUCACAGGGGCUUGAUUAGCAGGUGACUGAAUGAAAGCCUCUGUGCAACUUUGAGCCUCACUCUGUGCACCUUCUCAGUGUGUGUAUGAAUUUAGGAGAGGAAACUUCACUUUUCUCUAAAUGGACCAGUGUGUAAGAUUUAAUGGAAUCAAAAGGAAGAAAUAUAAUAUAAUAUUCAUAAAUAUGUUUUCAUUAGUGUAUAAUCACCUGAAAAUAAGAAAUGUAUUGUUUUGUUGGCUUAGAAUGAGCCCUUUAGAUCUACAUAGGGAGCGGGCCCUCUUCCGUGGAAAUGCCAUGUCAUUAUUUUUCCAUCCUGUGUUCUACAAAGACCCACCGCUACACUGCUUCUGAUUGACCCAUAUUUUCACCCUAACCAUCUCACUCCUCAUGCCUAAACCUAACCAGCCUAACCAAUGAAGGGACAGAGUACUAGCCAAUCAGAGGCAGAUUUAGGUGGGUCUUCGCAAGAAUGUGGGUUGGGGAAAAACGCUAGGUUGGGCCAGUCAGAUGGACGAACUCCUGCAAGUGCAGUUAGGGUUAGGAUAGUCA
Messenger RNA from Scomber japonicus (chub mackerel), 1787 nucleotides. Its product is annotated as glycogenin-1-like. The record is from RefSeq and is a predicted model, not a curated record. The coding region runs from base 1 to 1152 and encodes 383 amino acids. Gene Ontology annotation, cellular component: cytoplasm. The transcript has 7 exons. Gene Ontology annotation, molecular function: glycosyltransferase activity. NCBI's taxonomy places the organism in Eukaryota, Metazoa, Chordata, Actinopteri, Scombriformes, Scombridae.